This is a messenger RNA of Rhododendron vialii, 927 nucleotides long. RefSeq lists its product as uncharacterized. Gene Ontology annotation, molecular function: nucleic acid binding; RNA-DNA hybrid ribonuclease activity. The record is from RefSeq and is a predicted model, not a curated record. The transcript is spliced from 3 exons. The coding region runs from base 1 to 927 and encodes 308 amino acids. NCBI's taxonomy places the organism in Eukaryota, Viridiplantae, Streptophyta, Magnoliopsida, Ericales, Ericaceae.
AUGCAGCUGAUCAAAGAAAGUUUCAAUGAAGAAGAGGCAACUGUUAUUCUUUCCUUGCCUAUUAGUACCACGCAAAGAAGGGAUCGCAAAGUAUGGCACUACUCCCCAAAUGGUGUAUUCACUGUAAAAUCUGCUUAUUGCUUGGAAAAAGAGAGCUUGAUCAAUGAGCUGGAUAAUCACGGAGCUCAAACUAGUUCUGCUAAUGUGAUGGCACUGAUUUGGAAGAAGUUACGGGGCUUGCCUAUCCACCCAAAGAUCAAAUUUUUUGCUUGGAAGUGUUUCAAUGAAGCUCUAGCAACCAACUCAGCCCUAACCGCUAAGAAGUGUGGAUUCUUUCACCUUUUCGUCUUAGACCUGAGGAGCUUGAAAACUGUAGACAUAUGUCUGACUGGUGGCAUUGUAUUUGCGAUCAAAACUCGAAACGAUUUGGUGUUUAAUGGUACAAGUUGGCCUGCGGAGGCAAUUAAUGGAAAGGCACAAGCUGAUUUUUUUGAGUUUCUAGAGGCUAAUGUCAAGCCUUCCCCUACUCAAGUGGCUUCUUCUAAUCCUGAGACUUUGGUUUGGAAGAGACCCGAGGAAGGCAUGAUAAAAAUUAAUGUUGAUGCAGCGGUAUCAAAGGCAACGAGCACUAUUGGCACAGGAGCAAUUGCUCGGAAUGCGAGCGGCUCCAUUUUGGGAAUCUUUAUUAAGUCAUAUGAAGGUCUCACCUCUCCACGGCUUGCGAAGGCUAUGGCAAUUAGAAAUGGAAUGAAUUUGGGUGUUGCUCUGAAUGUAGGACGUGUUCUUAUUGAAUCGGAUGCGGAAUCGAUUGUCCGAAGCUGUUCCAUGUCAAAAAAUCCACCCUCUGAUAUUGCAGUUUUGGUACAAGAUUGUUUAGCUUUGAAGGAUUCAUUUCAAUUGUGUGAUUUUAAGUUUUGUCAAAUGUGA